This is a messenger RNA of Aphanomyces invadans, 1197 nucleotides long. RefSeq lists its product as hypothetical. Gene Ontology annotation, cellular component: nucleolus; 90S preribosome. Gene Ontology annotation, molecular function: 18S rRNA cytidine N-acetyltransferase activity; tRNA binding. The record is from RefSeq and is a predicted model, not a curated record. The coding region runs from base 1 to 1197 and encodes 398 amino acids. Gene Ontology annotation, biological process: rRNA acetylation involved in maturation of SSU-rRNA. The transcript has a single exon. Lineage: Eukaryota; Oomycota; Saprolegniomycetes; Saprolegniales; Verrucalvaceae.
AUGGGGUAUGGUUCGCGUGCGAUUUCGCUCUUGACCAAAUAUUACCAAGGCGACAUGGCAACGGACAGCGCCAACGACGACAACAAGAAGGACGACAAGGACGAUGACGACUACUCGGACGACGAAAACCAACUGCGCAGUGAAAAGGUCAAACCCCGCAAGAAGCUGCCACCCCUACUCUUGCCGCUCACGGACCGCCCGGCGGAGCGCCUUCACUGGUUUGGCACGUCGUUUGGGCUGACGCUCCCGUUGUACACGUUCUGGAACCGUGCCGGGUUCAAGUCGGUGUACAUUCGCCAAACUGCGAAUGCGCUCACGGGCGAGCACACUACAAUCAUGCUCCACGCGCUCAACUGCAGCGACCUCCCCGCGUCGCCUGCGAAUGGUUGGCUGCACGAGUUCGUCGCGGAUGCCAAGCGCCGGUUCGUGUCCCUGUUGGCUUAUGAGUUUCGAUCGCUACCCGUGACGUUGGCGCUCAGUUUGCUCACGGAGGGUGGCGCGACUGGCGAUGGCGACCUUCAACGCGCCGCGACCGGGUUGAUCCCGGCAUCUGAGCUCCAAAUCACGCUCACCCCCUUCGACAUCAAGCGGCUGCAGUCGUAUGCCAAGAACAUGGUGGACUACCACAUGAUUGUCGACUUGGUCCCGCUUGUCGCGCGCUUGUACUUUUUGAAUCGGCUGCCGGAAACCACGCUGUCGUACUUGCAACGAGCGAUCUUGAUGAGCAUCGGGUUGCAGCACCAAAACGUGGACGUGCUGACGACGGAACUCAACGUGCCGUCGAACCAAGUGCUUGCGCUGUUCAACAAGGCCGUGCGCAAGUUUAGCACGGCGUUCCAGUCCAUCUUGGAAGCGGACAUUGCGUCCACGAUGGCGGUCCCGAAGCAAGUCAAGUCGAUGGCGCCGACGGCCGAAACAUUGGAAGAAGACUUGGCCGACGGCAAGGUGCAAGCGAUCAACUCGCUCAAGCAAAAGGAACUCCUCGAGUCGCUCAACUUGCAAAAGUACGCCGUUCGUGGCAACGACGACGACUGGGCCGCCGCCCUCGAAGAAAAGGACGUCGCUGACCUCAAGUCGGUGCAAGUAAAAAAGAUCAAAAAGCGAACAGGCGACGACGGUGGCGCUGCUGCCCAACCUGACGCGAAGAAAACCAAGAAGGGCAAGAAAUCCCACUCGAAAUACGCCAAUCUCAAGUAG